Messenger RNA from Pseudoliparis swirei, 2004 nucleotides. It is a transcript of the gene map1lc3b, whose product is annotated as microtubule-associated protein 1 light chain 3 beta. Lineage: Eukaryota; Metazoa; Chordata; Actinopteri; Perciformes; Liparidae. Gene Ontology annotation, biological process: autophagosome assembly; macroautophagy; cellular response to nitrogen starvation. The record is from RefSeq and is a predicted model, not a curated record. The coding region runs from base 244 to 615 and encodes 123 amino acids. Gene Ontology annotation, cellular component: autophagosome membrane; autophagosome; cytosol. The transcript is spliced from 4 exons. Gene Ontology annotation, molecular function: ubiquitin protein ligase binding.
CGUCAGAGGUCAGCUGACAGGUUUGUUUUGCUGGCUCGAGCUCGUCCCGAUAACAACACAGCAGCAGCAGCAGCAGGAAGCAGCAGCAGCGUCGACCCAGCGCGAGACAAGUGUCCUUCACUUUCUAUUUUUACCGUCGAGCUCCCGGUCUAACGAGCCGUUUGGAGCUGUUAUAGUUUCAGUUCCGGUACAGCCGCGACCUCCGCUUCCGUCCACUGCCGACUGGUCGACUUUGGCUGCAAUAUGCCUUCAGAAAAAACCUUCAAACAAAGAAGGACAUUCGAGCAGAGAGUAGAAGAUGUCCGACUGAUCCGAGAGCAGCACCCCAACAAGAUACCGGUGAUCAUCGAGAGGUACAAGGGCGAGAAGCAGCUGCCCAUCCUCGACAAGACCAAGUUCCUGGUGCCGGACCACGUCAACAUGAGUGAGCUCAUCAAGAUCAUCAGGAGGCGCCUCCAGCUGAACUCCAACCAGGCCUUCUUCCUGCUGGCCAACGGCCACAGCAUGGUGUCGGUGUCCGCCGCCAUCUCCGAGGUCUACGAACGUGAGCGGGACCAAGAUGGCUUCCUCUACAUGGUGUACGCCUCCCAGGAGACCUUUGGCUCCGCCCAGUGAACCGCCCCCCUCCUCUUCUUCUUCUUCUUCUUCUUCCACCUGGCAGGCCAUUGAACAAUUGUAGUUUUUAGCCCCCUCCAUGUCUCUCGCCACACGCCUUUUAGUCUCUAUUGUAAGAACUGAAACGCAUCCGGCUUCACCUAAACACGGCGUUCGGUAACAGCUUCGGUUCAGGUUGUGAUCGGAUAGGACCCGAAUGGCAGAGAGAGAGAGAGAGAAAAAGAGAGAGAGAGAGAUAGAGAAAGAGACAGUUUCCAGCAGAGAAAUCCGGGCCAAUGGCGUCUUUUAGUGUCUCUGCCACGCCAACGUACCGCCAGUCGCCGGCAGUUAUUUUCAGUGUUGUGGUUCCGCGUGUCGUCGGCUGUAUUAACGAUGCGUAUGAAUACAUUUCAGGUGAUAUUGCAUUAAAAGUGUCCAGGCUCCACCGCUUGUCGAUAUAUAUAUAUAUAUAUACAUACAUUAGCCAAUGAACAACGCCAACCUUUACCGUAAGGGUUUUCUUUGGAGGCGGGCUCUGGAGUGAGGGUUUCUGGGUUUCCCGUGUGUGUUUUUUUCUUUAGGGGAGUGUUUUCACCGCAGUGAGGAGCCAGUGACUCUUUGGGACUCGUCGUCUGGAUCCGAGACGCGAAGCGAGGUAGAGAAGAUUCCUGUUAAUCCAUGCGUCUCCUCCCAUUCUCUCCAUGGUCCUCCUCUGGUGUUUUGACCCCGCCUCCUAUCCUAAAGCAUCUUCCCCGUAACAGAGCUGUGUUUUGGGGGAGGGGGGGGUUGUAGUUUGGAAAAAAAAAAAAAAAACAAGCAAUGCCUUGGUGUACAGACAUGAUUGACUUUACAGCUUUGAAUAUAAAGGGUGCUCCAACGACGGUGUGACCAAGUGACUCUGGGACACACGACAGGAGCAGCAUGUGUGAAUGGAGGAGGAGGAUGAUGAUGAUGAGAUGUUUUUGUAAAUGAUAACAGUUGGAGUUUAAUUUCCCCUUCAUUUUUUUUCACGUCCUUCUUCACAAGUAUUUAUGAAGGAGAUCAAAUCAAGAGAACAUCCCGUCUGUCUACAGAUGGUCCUUUAGGUGUGCUGUGCUUCCCCUCCUCCUCCUUAACUUCCUCACCCUCUUCUUCACUUGACGUUUAGAUGCUUUUUAUAUACCACGGUAUUUUAUCAUUCUGGUUCUUUUUUUAUUUGAUGUGAUUUUUAUUUCCGUGUAUGUCCGUACAGCACGUGAAGCCCACGACCGGUUUGUUACAGAGGACGGAGCGUUUGUUUCCGUGCUCUUUUCUGCCUGCUCCUCUGUUUCUCACACACACACAUACACACACACGCAGCAAUAUCACACAGCCUCUUCUUAUGUAUUUAUGUUGGUAUUUUGUAAACAAUAAAAGGAAAACAAGAAAGAU